UCCAAUCGUUUAUGUGCAACAGUAGUCCAAGCGCGUCCCCGUUACUGGAGGAGAAGAGAGGACAGAAGGCGGCAGAGAGAAAUAAACCUGAAAUAACACUUUAUUCUGAAAAUCGUCACACGAAAUUCAGCUAAAAUGUCAGAGGAAAAGCCAAAGGAGGGAGUGAAGACUGAGAACGAUCACAUCAACCUUAAGGUUGCAGGGCAAGAUGGUUCGGUGGUCCAGUUUAAAAUCAAAAGACACACACCCCUCAGCAAACUAAUGAAGGCGUACUGUGAACGACAGGGGCUCUCAAUAAGGCAGAUCAGGUUCAGGUUUGAUGGCCAGCCUAUCAAUGAGACGGAUACGCCUGCACAGCUGGAGAUGGAAGAUGAAGACACCAUAGAUGUUUUCCAGCAGCAGACGGGUGGGCUCUGCUAAGCCCCUCCCACCUCAUUGACAGCCACCCUCAGACCACGCCCUCAGCCACCUUCACUGUCCCUCCCCUUCCCAUCGCUCCUCAGCUACUCUCUAUUAUUAUUAUUAUUAUUAUAUUAUUAUUAUUAUUAUUAUUAUUAUUAUUUCCUCCCGUUUAAAGAUGUCUGUCAUGGUUUUUCGUCAGUGUGUCAGGUUGGGGGGGGGGGCUCCUCAGCCGUUUAUGUACUGUCUCAGCCAGGACUGAACUUUUGAGCGUGUCAACAGUGUUUCUGCUGGCCAAACAGGACAACACCUCCUUCCUGGCACCGCGGGUUGUCAUUGGAUCAGCGAGCAUCACGUUUGUCCCUGGUUUGUCAGUUCUGCUCUCUCUCGCAAGUGAAAGCGUAGUAGCCAGUAGUUUUGUCAUGGUUUUCAUCUAUUGCGGGUCAAAUGCAAGCCUCUGCCAUUUUGUCCGGGGUCACAGUCAAUUUGGCACGAAAAUGCUUUGAAAUGGAAGCGCUACCUGAACUUAAUACGAAUUCCAUUUCAAAUCGCUUUCUUGUGUGUUCUCUUCUUAACGGUGACUCCUGCUCUUCUGUCUCAAUGUAUUUUAAUUCUCUCUGCAUUUUUAGGUGCUUUUGCUAAACAAUUCUGCAAAGUUUUGUAUUUUUUUUUUUUCUUUUUUCAAAAAAAAAAUAUUACCCAGGGGGCUUUUUGCUUUUGUGUACAGACGUAUCAGAAUGGAUGUUGUUUUGGGGGCCUGGACCAAUACUCCAAAGACUGAACUUUUGUUUCAUAUAUCUUGUGCUUAGAUCAGUCUAAAAGCAAAGGGCAAGGUCAAAAACUGUCACAUUUACAGGAGUUAGUGUUUCAUUAGUGGUAAUUGGCUUCCUCUUCUCUUUGACUUCCACACAUUUUAAGUGAAAAGUAUCCAUAGUACGACCUAGCGUUCACUCAUCCACAGUUUGUGUAGGAAGGAGGUGAGGAGAGGAAAUUAUUUUACACUAUUGAGGUAUGCAUCCUUACUUGGUGUCAGGGUUGGGGUGUGGCAGUAGAAGGGAACUUUCCUGACAUGGAACGCAUAACCUUGCCCCUCUUUUCUGUUGAAGCGGGCCAGUGGCCAGUCCCUAUAGCAUUCUUUCAAGCAGAUCUGCUUGUGGUUUUUACAUUGGUGGGUGUAAGUCAAGGGUGGGCUGUGGGAGGGAAUAACUGGAAGGCUAUUCCUCAGUCUUCGGUCAGCUGUCCGGUCAUCUCUGUUUUGGAUGGGUUUUGACAGAGCAACUGAUUCUAGAUGUGUUCGGAGAGGGGCAGCUUCCAGUUUGAGCAUGAACAUCCAACAAAACGAAAUACAUCACACAGGGAUUUGUCAACAAAUGCCGGAGAUAGGUGUCCUCACCGGAUGCUUCCAUAAUGCAAGCUUAAGGUAAUGCUUCCUUGAAUGUAAAAGGCAAAAGUAGCAGUACAUCAGUUUGUUGUGAACACCUUUUUAAAGAGCAGUGUUGCUAACGGGAUGAGGACUGUCCCGAGUGGUGGUGAGUGUCUCCGGCGUUUGUUUACAAUUCAGAAAGUGAAGCAUGCAGUUUGUUGCAUACUGGGAGGGGAGGGAGGUCAGCCAAUGGAGUUGGGGAGAUAAAUGUUCUGUACCCACAGGUCUUGUCAUGUUAUUUGUUUCUCUACUGAUUUGUACAUUAUUUGUCGUCUUUUACUACUGUAUACAAUAAAUAUAGUUUGGUACUCAGG
Messenger RNA from Myripristis murdjan (pinecone soldierfish), 2136 nucleotides. It is a transcript of the gene sumo3a, whose product is annotated as small ubiquitin like modifier 3a. The record is from RefSeq and is a predicted model, not a curated record. The transcript is spliced from 4 exons. Gene Ontology annotation, molecular function: protein binding. Lineage: Eukaryota; Metazoa; Chordata; Actinopteri; Holocentriformes; Holocentridae. Bases 136 to 420 code for a protein of 94 amino acids.